Polistes dominula (European paper wasp) is the source of this 2421-nucleotide messenger RNA. Its product is annotated as esterase FE4. The record is from RefSeq and is a predicted model, not a curated record. NCBI's taxonomy places the organism in Eukaryota, Metazoa, Arthropoda, Insecta, Hymenoptera, Vespidae.
CAUAUUUAUGUAUUAUGGAUGUAUCUAUAAAAAUUUAGUAAAUGUAAUUAAACAAAAAAAAAAUCAAAAUAGUGAGUAUUACUAAAAAUUGCAAACAGAAUUCAUUGAAUUAUUAAAACUAAAGAAAAUAUUUUCUUAACAUCUUCUUUUUUUGCGAGGUAAAAUUAUCAAGAAUACGAUAGACUAAUGAAUAAAUUUUCGUAACGUUAAAAUAUAGCUGUACAAACAUAAAUUACACAAACACAGUGAAAUGUUACUUUUGAAAAUAACAAAAUUAUUCUUAAUACAUAUUCCGUUUACCUUCAAAGUGUUGAUAACCUUAAGAAGACGUGAGUUGUUGCAUUUUAUAGACCUUGUUCUUGGUGAGAUUAUUCAUAUCCCCUACUCUUUUUUCUCCUCUCUCUCUCUUCCCCUAUUCAUUUCUUUUUCCUCUUGUUAGAUAAAGUACAAAAAUUCUUUAGCAAUGUCCAUGAACGUCUCAAUCUUUCUUCAGUGCAGUCAACACUCGUGAGGAAGAAGUUAUAUCAAUAUCGUUUACGAAUAACAAGGUCAAAAGAUACGCAAAUUAAUAUGAUUGUUAUUUAAAAAAAUAAAAAAAUAAAAAAGAAAACACAAAAAAUGUUUAAAACGUGCCAGUUAGUAAUUUUGUUUGCGUUGUUUAUCUUUAUUGUUGCAAAUGAAUCAACUUGGGAAAAUCCAAUAAUUGAAGCACCUGUUGGAAAGAUUCGAGGAUCUAUCUUAACUUCGAGAUUAGGCAAGAAAAUCUAUUCGUUUCGAAGUGUAAGGUAUGCAGAACCUCCAGUUGGAGAAAGAAGAUUUCAGGUUGCAACUCCAGCAAAAGAUUGGAAUGGUAUAUACGAUGGCACUCAGGAAGGGCCUGCUUGUCCUACUUUAAGUAGAACACCUAUAUCCGAGGAUUGUUUACGUUUAAAUGUCUACACGACCAAGUUACCAUCGCACAAUGCAAAAGGCAAGAAUUUCAAAGGUCGUCCAGUUCUUGUCUUCUUCCAUCCCGGUGCAUUUUAUUCCUUCUCUGGUCAAUCUCGAUAUUUUGGACCACAAUAUAUCCUGGACAAGGACAUUGUCUUAGUGACAUUAAACUAUCGAUUGGGAACUUUGGGUUUCCUAGCCACAGGGGAUUCUUAUGCACCAGGAAAUUUAGGCUUGAAGGAUCAAGUUGUAGCACUUCGUUGGGUCAAAAGAAACAUUGCAGCAUUCGGAGGUGAUCCGAAUUGUGUUACUAUUGGUGGUUAUAGUGCUGGAGCUACCAGUGUAGUAUUACAUAUGUUAUCACCUAUGUCAAAGGGUCUCUUUCACAAAGCAAUUGUCAUGAGUGGUUCACCUACAAAAUUAAAAUCCUACGAAAGAGAUCAAUUAGAUUUAGCUAAAAGGCAAGCAGUAUUGUUGGAUUGUCCGACAGACAUAACGGAAUCUAUGUUGAAUUGUUUUAAAUCUCAACCAAUCGAACGUUUCAAUGAAACAUUAUCGAAAUUUUUCGAAUACGGUGGUGAUCCAGUGAAUAUAUGGUUACCAGUUAUUGAACCAGAAGUAGAUGGAGUUGAAAGAUUUUUAACUGGUCAACCUGUUGACUUGAUCAGAGAAGGUAAAAUCAAUGAUGUUCCUUUAAUCAUUGGUACUACUACAGAGGAAUUUGGUAGAGUGGUCUUUGUUAUCGAUAAAAGAGUACAAGCAGGAAAUACUACCUCAUUCCGUAAUCUAAACACAAAAUGGAAUACUAUAGCUCCAAUUAGUUUUCAAUAUGAAAGGAAUACACCUCGUUCGAAUUAUAUUAGUCAAGAAUUGAGAAAAUUCUAUUUUGGUAAUGAAACAAUUGGUACACAAUCAUACGACGGAUUAGCUCACAUUUACUCCGAUAGCAUUGAAAUAUUUCCAGUGCAUCGUGUAUCAAAACUUAUGGCUGAUUAUAGCAAAUUUCCAGUUUAUGUUUAUCAAUUUUCGUAUAGAGGACGUAACAGUUUCGCCAUGUGGAAUGAUACCACACCAUACAAGGGACCUGUUCACCACGAUGAUUUGCAAUACUUAUUUUACAUGAGUGCUCUUUUUCCUUUUUACAACGGAUCUGAUCCGGAAAUUCCAAUGAUCGAACGUAGUAUCGCAAUGUGGACAAAUUUCAUGCAAACUGGCGAACCAAUUCCAAGAAAUAACGAAUUGUUUGAUAAAGUUGUGUGGGAUAGAUUCGAAACGGUUAACGAUAACUAUUUGGACAUCAAUUUAAAUCCAACUAUGAAGCAAGGUAUCUUUCCUGAAAGAAUGGUUAUAUGGGAAAAAUUAUUCCCUUUGCCUCCAUUGCCUCACUGUAUCGAUAAUCAAAGUAAUCAAUAGAACUUUGACAAUGAUUAAAAAGUAAUAUUUAUAAUAAAAAAAUCAAACUACUUUACGCAUAUACUAUAAAUAUAUAUU